This is a messenger RNA of Ornithorhynchus anatinus (platypus), 3936 nucleotides long. It is a transcript of the gene FAM20C, whose product is annotated as FAM20C golgi associated secretory pathway kinase. The record is from RefSeq and is a predicted model, not a curated record. Gene Ontology annotation, molecular function: protein serine/threonine kinase activity. Gene Ontology annotation, biological process: protein phosphorylation. NCBI's taxonomy places the organism in Eukaryota, Metazoa, Chordata, Mammalia, Monotremata, Ornithorhynchidae. Gene Ontology annotation, cellular component: Golgi apparatus. The coding region runs from base 1403 to 3085 and encodes 560 amino acids. The transcript is spliced from 10 exons.
CCCCUCCCCCCUCCCCGGGCCAUGUUUCAGCUCGCCUCGCCUUAGUGUCCUCGCCAAGGCUGGAUACAGAGUCUUUUGCUGGGGCGAGCCCGGCCAGCUCCCCCUCGGUUUCCCGGGGGUGCAGGAGGCGGUGGGUGGAAGGAUUUUAUUUUGAUUUGAUUUGAUUUUUUUGGAGAGCGGAUCAGCCCGGCCUCCCGGAGUCAAUGCUUGGAACAGAGCUGCGGGCGAGAAAGCGCACCCCUCCACCGCCGCCGCAUCGCGGGUCCAAGCCCGGAGGAUGGAAAACCAAGUCCCGUCCCGGCAUUAUGGAUGAUUAAACCUCUUUUCCGAGUCCAUCGCAGGCUCCCUCGGGCUCACAUGUGUGUGUAUGUGCGUGUAUGUGCGUGUAUAUGCCUGUGUGCCCGCGCGCUCGCAUGUGCGUCUGAUUUAUUUUUAUUUUUUUCCAUGUGCAUCUGACUCCCCCAACCCCCCCCCACCUUUCCCACCGGCUAAGGGUCUCCCCCACCUCCCCAUCUUCCUCCGAAAAACCUAGCUGUGACCCCUCUAUGAAUCCGAAGAGUACUUGAGGCUCAUCAUUAAUAAUAAAACAACAGAGGCGCGUCUGUAGAUGGCAAUGCUUUUCCAUUGAUUUUUACAGACUCGAUUGCUGAGUGAGGAUGAGUGCUUGGUUUGGGGUUUUUUUUCCUGUUUUCUGGGUGGUUUGGGGUGGGGGGUUUUUUUGCCCGGGAUUGUAUGAGGAAUAGAAGGGGAGGGAAAGAGAAGUAAAACCUUUUUUUCCUGUUUUUUGGCCAGAGUUGUAUGAGAAAUAGAAGGGGAGAGAAAGGGGAGUAAAGCCUUUUUUUUCCCCUGUCUUUCUUUUGGCUGGACUUGUAUGAGAAAUAGAAGGGGAGAGAAGGGGGAGUAAAGCUUUUUUUUUCUGUCUGGUUUUUGACUGGAAUUGUAUGAGAAAUAGAAGGGGAGAGAAAGGGGAGUAAAGUCUUAUUUUCUGUCUUUCUUUUGGCUGGAAUUGUACGAGAAGUAGAAGGGGAGCGAAAGGGGAGGAAAGCCUUUUUUCUGUCCUUUUUGGGGGGGCUGGAAUUGUACGAGAAGUAGAAGGGGAGCGAAAGGGGAGGAAAGCCUUUUUUCUGUCCUUUUUUGGGGGGGCCGGAAUAGUAUGAGAAAUAGAAGGGGAGAGAAAGGGGAGGAAAGCCCGAUGACUCGUUAAAUAUUUCUUUCUCCCUGCCUGCGAAGAUAACUUUCUUGACUCUCGCUGCGUCCUUUGUCCAUGGUCAGAAGAGAGAGAGCUCUACGGUAGCUUUUUCUGUGCAAGAGCAUCCUCUCCCCACCCCAUCCCCAUCUCUCCCCCUCCCAACGCGCCUUUCUAAAUCUCGGAAAGUCUUAAAGGCGUUAGACUCCUUUGGCCAUGAAAAUGAUCCUGGUGCGCAAAUUCCGGGUGCUGAUCCUGGUGGUGUUCCUCCUCGCCUGCACGAUGCACAUCAUGAUCGAUCUGUUGCCAAAGCUGGAGGCUCGAGGGGCCCGGGCUUCGGGCGACCCGAGCUGUUCUUGCUCGCCCACGCCGGGCGAGGAGGCCCAGGGCUGGGGCAAGCCCAGGACCGAGCCGGCCUGGCCCAACAAGCACACGCUCCGCAUCCUGCAGGACUUCAGCAGCGAUCCCGGCUCCAACCUGACUUCCCACUCUCUGGAGAAGGUGACCGAAGCCCUCCAGGGGCCGGAGUCCCCGGCCUUCCCCGCAGACCCCCGGGCCAGGAAGCUCAUCCAGGAUGGGAGUCCCAGCCGGAGGCUGCCAAGGGGGAAAGGACCGUCCAAGCUGGCCUCCCUCUUCGAGCAUCCCCUCUACAGAAUCGCCAUCCCCGGCCUGACGGACGAAGAUGUCCUCUUCGACGUGAACAGCGACAUCCGAUUUAAUCCCAAGGCUGCCGAGAUCCAGGAAUGGCAAAAUGAAGGUAAUGAAGAUGAAGAAUUUUUACCCACGGGAGAAACAUCUGUCGAUUCCUAUCCCAACUGGUUAAAAUUUCAUAUUGGCAUUAAUAGAUACGAGUUAUAUUCCAAGCAUAAUCCUGCAAUUGGGGCUUUGCUGCAAGAUCUUGUCUCCCAAAAGAUAACAAGUGUCGCAAUGAAGUCAGGAGGCACUCAGCUAAAGCUCAUCAUGACAUUCCAAAAUUAUGGGCAAGCUUUAUUCAAACCCAUGAAACAAACCAGGGAGCAGGAAACCCCACCGGAUUUUUUUUAUUUCUCAGACUAUGAAAGACAUAAUGCUGAAAUAGCUGCAUUUCACCUGGACAGAAUCCUAGAUUUUCGCCGCGUCCCUCCGGUUGCAGGCAGAUUGGUCAAUAUGACGAAGGAAAUAAGAGAUGUAACCCGAGACAAGAAGCUCUGGAGAACCUUCUUUAUCUCACCAGCAAACAACAUCUGUUUCUAUGGAGAAUGUUCCUAUUACUGCUCCACGGAGCACGCUCUGUGUGGGAAGCCAGACCAGAUUGAAGGUUCCCUAGCUGCUUUUCUGCCCGACCUGUCGCUUGCAAAAAGGAAAACCUGGCGAAAUCCCUGGAGGCGCUCUUAUCACAAACGCAAGAAAGCAGAGUGGGAAGUAGACCCAGAUUACUGUGAAGAGGUGAAACAGACACCACCGUAUGACAGCAGCAACAGGAUUUUGGAUAUAAUGGAUAUGACUAUUUUCGAUUUCCUAAUGGGAAAUAUGGAUCGACAUCAUUAUGAAACCUUUGAAAAGUUUGGAAAUGAAACUUUUAUCAUUCACUUAGAUAAUGGAAGAGGGUUUGGAAAAUAUUCACAUGAUGAGCUUUCCAUUUUGGUGCCUUUAAAUCAAUGCUGCAGGAUACGGAAAUCAACCUAUCUGCGAUUACAAUUGCUAGCCAAGGAAGAGUAUAAACUGAGUCACUUAAUGGAAGAAUCUUUAAUGAAAGACAAAGUUGCUCCCAUCCUCUAUCAGUUACACUUAGAAGCAAUGGACAGACGUUUGCGGAUUGUUCUCCAAGCGGUUAGGGACUGCAUAGAAAAAGAUGGCUUUAACAGCGUGGUUGAAAAUGACUUUGACACUGACAACACUUUUACAACCAAAAGGUCGUGACAUUAGAUUGCUUUGUUUUUACUAGCUAAGUUCGAAGAAGAAAAAAGUCUUGCAAGAGACUAUGUAUGCCACUUUGUGAAUUCAAUGAAUUCAGAAAUGAGGAUAUAAUUGUUCCCAAAGUAGGUAAAGUGUAGACUCAGAGAAGGAUUGAAUAAUUAAGAAAAUAAGUCUAAGGUGAUGCUUUUAAUUAGUUCCUGUAACAGAAUAUGAAAGGUUUGGCAUUGACAGAUGACAUGAAUUGGUGGCAAUUAAUUGCAUUCUGUCCUUUUUGUACAGAAAGGAGGCCUUUAUUUAAUAUUUUGUAUUUAUAUAUGGUGUGUAUAUAUAUAUAGACAUAUAUAUAUAAACCAGAGACCUACCUACCAAAUUCAUUAAGGGAGGGGCAGCAGAAUUUUGAUGUCUCACCAUUUAUUCUAGGUGACAGUUCACUUGGUCUUUCAUGUUAACCCUUGAAGUGCUUUCAUUUGCCAGGCCCAAUUUAAACAAAUGGCUUUCUUACUGAAUGUCAGCAUUUGAAGGGUUAAGAUGCAAACUUAGAAAUGCAGUGGUUCAUCCAAAUGGAAUUUCAGUAAUUGUUCAUUGACAGAGAAUACUUGAAUGUUGGUUUUACAAAGUGAUGUAAAAUGACGAGUUGUACUAUUUAUCUAUCAUGAAGUAACAGUUCUUAUCUUUCUAGACAGGCGUAGUAGAGCUGCUACUUUUCUGAAUUUGCUUUUGAUAGUUUUGUGUAAAUAUAUACAUAUCUGGGUAAAGCUGCACUCGGCAGUGAUAGGCUUAAUUUUGCAGCAUUUUUGUGGAAUUGUUUGCAAUGUGGUAAAAGUGCAAUAAAGAUAUAGCAAAUGUGUACCCCA